ACUGACCUACUAACAUAGAUUUAGAGACUCGGAGAGCGAAGGAGAGGAAAAGGAAACGCAGAGGGAAGAAUUGGAGCAAACAUGACAUGAGGCGCGCACUGGAAACACGCGGCACCGAGUCCACACUCGCAUAAACCUCCACGAACCUGAGGGCUGGUGUUUGGAAAGUGAGAGAGAGAGAGAGACUGAGGGAAGCAGGCGGUGUGCAAAGCGGAUUGUUGGACUUGACUGUCCGAAGCCUUCCGUGGAUCCCGAGGCAAAGAGCUUUUCAUCUUACAAUCAACUGCAAACCGAGGAGAGACGAGCACAGAGAGCGAGGCUCCCCAGGAGACCGAUCUACACUGACCCCCAUCCAGUCACAACUUGACUAAACCUGCAAAAGGCUGAUCAAGAACUUUUGGAGGAAACCGGUUUUUGUCUCUGUCGCUGAAGUACCAUUUCAAACUGGCUACCACAAGACAAGAAUGGAAAAUCUGACUUCAGCACUCAAGAACUCAGGGAAUAACCUUAACUGCCUUGAGACCUUCAAUGGUUAUGAGGAGUCGCAUCCCUCUGACCAGGAGACUCCAGCUCGCCUUGGGCGCCUCAUAAAACCCAAACCCAAUAUGAGCUGCAGGCGAAAGCGCGAGUUCAUUUCCGACGAGAAGAAGGACGCCUCCUACUGGGAGAAACGUCGCAAGAACAAUGAGGCGGCCAAGCGUUCCAGGGAGAAGCGGCGUCUCAAUGAUAUGGUUUUGGAAAACCGUGUCAUUGCACUGAAUGAUGAGAAUGUGAGGCUCAAGACUGAACUGCUCCAGUUGAAGCUGCGCUUUGGCAUUAUAAGCACAGCCUCUUAUAUUGAAAAGAGCCAGCAGAUUGGUGGAGGCAGCAACACAGGAAAUGGAGGCUCAUCCUCAUCUUCCUCCACUCAGUACUACUCCAGUGGUUACUCCAGCAGUUCUCAGAUGAUAAUGACGUCAGAUUCCUCCGAAACAGAGCAAUCAGGGCGCAGCGAGGGCCACAGGCAGCUGGUGAAAUACUCCCCACGUGGCUCCCUCUCUGACAUGUCAGACAGCUCCUCCAGGGACAGCCCUGAGCCACUCCCCUUUGAGAUCAAACAGGAAGGUGACAGGCUAGAGAUGGACAUUGCCAAUGGCACCACAACCCAGAUCAUGUUUAACAUCCACCGUGGUCUGGCCUCUGUACCCACUCACCACCAGAUCCAGCAGCAUUCUCAGGAGCUGGAGGCUGCGUAUCACAGCCAACAGCAGCAGCUUCAGCAGCAGGAGCCUGUCACUGCUGUCACCAAUGUAAGCCAGCCAGCCCCUCACCCACCUGCUGCCCAGAGGAGCGUCAUUCUGUACGGCUCCAGCAGUGCCUCCUACCCUGUGGACACUGAUGUGCUGGCAGCUCAGAAGCAGAGCAGUGGCAGCAGCUCGACAUUUGUUAGUCGACUGCCCCAGAGCGCCACAGAGACACUGGCUGAAGUGACAAAACAGCUGGAGAGGAAGACAUUAGACUCCCCUUCAUACGAGUUCUCAGACAGCCGCAACGAGGCUGGAGAGAGACAGAUGUAUAGAGUUUGCCAACUUCCCCAGCAGCACCAGCAGGAGAGUGAUUCGUCUGCAGAGCUCCUCCACCAACACAUCGAGGGGGUCAACCAAUCCCACCUGUACCACCAUCUCCAGCAGCCUCAAAAUUCAUACCUCAGUGCCCAAGACGAGGAGCCACCUGUGCUGAGCUACGAAGGUGGGCCGAGGGAUGAGGCCUACUACCAAGGCCAGUCAAGCUCCUCGAGCAAGGACACUUCGUCCAGCGAUGGAUCUCCCCGCAGCUCUGACAAAGAGGCCUCCACGGAUGAUGAUGAGUCCCCCUCCUCAUCCUGCACGGACACGGGCAGCUACGACAACCACCACCACCACCUUACCAGCCUCCACCAGCCUGCCUCACCUUUGCCAUCCCCCCACGGCUGCUCUCAGACGCAGGGCCGGGAUCCGCAGGGGGAGGUGAAGGGCACAGCGUUGCCUCACAAACUCAGACUCAAACACCGGGCGAUGAGCACCGGGAGCGGCAAUUGCUCUGGCCAGGAGUCCCCGACCACGCCUCCCUCUGCCACACCACCUCCCCUGCCCCAACACCCUUACUUUUCCCUCUCUCCACCACAGGACAUUGAGCGAGAGGGCGCAGGCGGAGUCUGUAAGCAGGCAGCAUCAGGGCAGGCGGCGAGGAAGGAGAGCGGGAAAAAGGAGACAGGUGGACGACGAAACAAGAGACGAGAUUAAGUGACACUGACUUUGUAACUUGUCACAAAAGACACGACUUCUCCUGUAGGAAUCACCCUGCCACCAUGCCUUCGCCCUAUAAUCAAAUCCCCUCCUCGAGCCCCUGGGACAAGAAGCUGGGCUUUUUCCACUUCCCUACCCCGAACGUCUCCAAAUAGGCUGGACAUCUUGUAGGGCUGUAAUAUAUUUGUAAAUAUUGUACAGAUUUGUCAUUUCUUACAUCCUCUCCAUACUUACAAGAGCACUUUUGUUUAAUGCGAUGAGAGGAGGAAUGGAACUUCUUGCUUUUCUACUUUUGUCAUUAGCAGAAAACAUCAGCAAAAGCACAUUUUAAUCAAUUACCAACAAGAAUGUGGGAAAGCAAAGUUUUGAGCUUUAUCAGUACUAUAAAUUUGGUACAUACCUUACUGUAGACAAACAUACACACGUAUGGCAUCUGCCUUAAACACAAUCCAAUGCAAACGUACACUGGGGACAUUCCCUCGACCAAAGAAGCACCAACACUACAAAUACUAAGUUCCAUACCUCUUCCCAGACCCUACCUCUACCAACCCUUUCCCCAACCAUCUCCAUUACGAUACGAAAGAUCGCCUUCGCCUUUAUUUUUUAAGCACUUGGUUUGUAUAUUACUGUGAUAUAUGAAUAUAUGUAUCUAUUAUA
Molecule: messenger RNA, 2921 nt
Organism: Paralichthys olivaceus (Japanese flounder)
Lineage: Eukaryota; Metazoa; Chordata; Actinopteri; Pleuronectiformes; Paralichthyidae
Gene: nfil3-2
Product: nuclear factor, interleukin 3 regulated, member 2
Biological process (GO): regulation of DNA-templated transcription; circadian rhythm
Cellular component (GO): nucleus
Molecular function (GO): DNA binding; DNA-binding transcription factor activity
Source: RefSeq, a predicted model, not a curated record